Molecule: messenger RNA, 2403 nt
Organism: Pelagomonas calceolata
Lineage: Eukaryota; Pelagophyceae; Pelagomonadales; Pelagomonadaceae
Source: the annotation of a GenBank genome assembly
AAGUGAGCUGUCCCACCAUCUCCGUGUGCUGGCGGCCCGCGAGGCUGCGCACGGCUGGCAAGCGCUCGUUCCUGGUGACGGACUUGACCGUCUGAGCCAGCCUGCGCGCGAAAAUGGCUCGUCGAUACGCCGUCGCGGCGCUGCUCACGAGCUUGGCCACGGCCCUGCUGGCCCCCAUCCCGAGGCCGCACAACACAAAGCUACACUCUACAUCAGUCAAGGAGAUGUCGGACAUGAUGCGCGAGCAGCGCAAGCUCAUGGAGGAGGACGAGCAGACGAAGCUCGUCAUGCAGGCGCUGCGGGGCGCCAAUACGAACGAAGACGACUUCCAGGACGCGAACGUGAGGAUGAAGGUCGUCGAGAUGCGCGAGGGCGAGAAGGACUUGCCCACAACGUACGACCCCGAGGCUUUAGCUGACUACUUCGGGAAGCGGCCGGGCGCGGUCUUUUCUCGUGUGUUGCAGGUUGUUUCCACCUCAGCUUCAUACUUGACUGGUCUAGCGUGGGAUGCCGCCCGUGGCAAGCUGGAAGAAGCGGAAGUCGCAAGGGCGGCCCAACUACGCCGCACUAUCGUCUCGCUGGGACCGUUCUUCAUCAAGUUGGGCCAAGCUCUCAGUAUCAGACCUGAUAUUCUCUCGCCGCGAGCCAUGGUCGAAUUACAGCAGCUAUGCGACAAGGUACCUUCCUUCCCAUCUGAUUUAGCGUUUGCGACCAUUUGUGAGGAAUUAAAUGUCAACUCAGUGAAAGACGUCUUCUCCGAGAUCACGCCGGAGCCCGUCGCGGCGGCAUCCCUAGGGCAAGUAUAUAAAGCUACUCUACGAUCAACAGGUGACGAGGUGGCGGUAAAGGUACAACGGCCCUUCGUGCUCGAGACGGUGUCGUUGGAUCUGUAUCUGGCACGGCAGUUGGGUAUUGGGUUACGAAACUUUGCGCCUAGCUUCGUUACCGAGAGGUUAGAUGUGAUUGAUUUGUUAGAUGAGUUCGCGGGACGCUUCUACGGCGAACUGGACUAUGUAUUGGAGUGCGAGAACGGUGAAAGGGUCAGGGAGGACAUGAAGAACUUACCACGAGUGUUGAUCCCGAAGAACUACCCCGAGGUGACUACUAGACGAGUCCAUGUGGCCGAGUGGGUCGACGGGGAAAAACUCUCACAAAGUACAGCGGACGAUGUGGCGGAGCUCGUGAAUUUAGGUGUGGUGACCUAUCUCACACAAUUGUUAGAUACGGGCUUCUUCCACGCCGACCCGCACCCGGGCAACAUGUUACGAGCUCCCGACGGGCGGUUGGUCAUUUUGGACUUUGGCCUCAUGACGGAGGUGACGGACGAUCAAAGAUAUGGCAUGAUCGAGGCCAUCGCCCAUUUGAUACAUAGGGACUACGAUCGGAUUGGCGACGACUUUGUGAACCUAGAUUUCAUCCCCGAGGGUACAGACGUCAAGCCCAUCGUACCGGCGCUCGCUCGGGUCUUCGACGCGGCCCUCGCGGGCGGCGGCGCCAAGGCCAUCAAUUUUAAUGAUCUCGCUGCCGACUUGGCGGAGAUCACGUUCACGUUUCCCUUUCGCAUUCCGCCGUAUUUCGCGCUGGUGAUUCGCGCGAUCGGCGUGCUCGAGGGCAUUGCCCUAGUGGGCGACCCGGGCUUCGCGAUCGUGGACGAAGCCUACCCCUACAUCUCUCGUCGAUUGCUGACGGAUACCUCACCAAGACUGAGAGCUGCUCUGAAGUACAUGGUCUACGGGCAGUCGGAAAGAUUUGACGUCGACCGAGUGAUUGAUAUGUUAGGAGCCUUAGAACGGUUCGCCGCCGUGAAGAAGCUCGCGGAUAGGGAUGUGGACAUCGUCAUUUCCGAGAGUAGAGAGACGGGUUUGGUCCGAGAGGCGGACGCUCCUAUCCUUGACAGAUCAAUAGUGCCGCAGGACGAGGACGCGGCCAGAGACGCGUUAGCCUUCUUCUUCGGCGAAGAUGGGGAAGUAUUUCGCGAGUUUUUGUUGGAUGAACUCGUCAAGAGCAUCGAUGCCGGGGCGCGCGCGACGCUGCCGAUUCCGCGGCCACCUUUAGCAAGCCCGCGCGUGACGACGUUCUUGGCGAAGUUACAGCCACCUGCGGAUGACGACGAUAGAGCGGCCAUCGAAAACGCUCGGAAAUUGGUCGCGUUCCUGCUGAGAAACGACAACAACGUAGAUUUGUCGUCGGUCGCGCCGUCGCGGACGUCCGCGUCCGUCUUGCGGCAGCUGCGGGCCCUGUCGCCGGUCGUGAAUGAACGGCGGGACGACCUGCGGCUGUUCGGCACGAAGCUCGCGGCGCGGCUCGCGGAGAAGCAGCUCGCGCGGAACUUCGACGCGCUCGGGUCACUCAUCGCGCCGGCGGCCAGCCGCUAGCUCUCUCGUGUAACUUAUUGUAUGGGUC